AUGUCGUCCUCUUCUGACACGGUCACCAUCGCUCGUGCCGAUCUUGAUCUCCUCUUGCAAAGGUAUGUUUUCAUCAAUGCUCCAGACUCGUUGUCUGUUUCACAGGUUGAAUAUGACCAGCUCAAGUCCAUUGCAAGAAAAUAUGAGAACCUCAAGCGCAACCUCCUACGUGGUGGCGUAGACGAGGCUACAGUAGCUCUCCUUAGCCAAGGUGAUGAGGCUUUCCAAUCCGAGAAUAACGAGGAUACACACGCCUCUACUACGGACCAUGGAGGUGUUGGUCUCUCCUCAUCUUCGACGACGCAGCGUCAUCAUGCCUCUUCCCACCAACAUGGAAACGGUUAUUCGCACUCGCAUUCGCAUACUGAUUCCAACAGCAACUCCUACGGCCAUUCCUACGACCAUCCCUGCCACCGUUCUCAUCGCCAGUACCAACAGCAAACCGCUUCGACAUGGGAUGAAGAAGACUAUGACGAGGAGGACGAGGGGGACGAAGAUGUCUCAAUCGAAGAAGGGUCCCCUGUUCCUGGCGCAAACUACACAGGACCACCUCAGGAAGUGAAGCGCCAUCAGUACGAGCGCAACUGUCAUCGUACCCUUCAAAUCGUGCAUCUCGCCGAGGGUACCACUCAUUCUGAUAUCACAAACUCCGUGCGCGGCGGCCAGCUCUUAGACGUGUAUCUUCGCUCUCACGACCGCUCAGCUUCCGUCUCGUUUCUUCAUGCGGCCGAUGCUCAGAAAUUCUAUGACUAUUGUCGUCGUAAUGACUUGUAUAUCAGAAACAAGAGGCGUCAGUUUGUGCUGCCAGGCCAUGUGGCGGGCAAAAUCUCGGCCGGGGCCAGUCGCAACCUUGUCAUCAUGAACUACGCCAGUCAACAUACCGAGGAGGUGAUUCGCGAAGAUUUGGAUCAUAUCCACAACCUGGUUGUGAUCAUGAUACAGUUCAUCGGCGGAAACUGUCAUAUCGAGCUCAACUCGGUGCACAAUGCCAUCUAUGCUCGCACCUGCAUGCUGAGCCGAAUGUAUGUUUCAUUACGCAGAUUCUCACUGGCGGAGGCUAACAUGUUGGACAGGAAGUACAAAGGCAGAAGAAUUCAAUUCGACGUGGAUCAGUGUGCCCACCCUUACCCAGCCCCCAUGGUUCUGAAGACCAAGGAAGCUCCUCAGCCAAAGAGGCAAUCAUCGGUCAGCAAUCGCUUCCAGCUCUUGAAUAUCGACGAUUCUGAGGACGAGGAGAACGCGCCACCCGGGUUUCGGUCUAAGAAGACUCCCUUAGUGGUGGCCUGA
This is a messenger RNA of Podospora anserina S mat+, 1287 nucleotides long. RefSeq lists its product as uncharacterized. NCBI's taxonomy places the organism in Eukaryota, Fungi, Ascomycota, Sordariomycetes, Sordariales, Podosporaceae. The coding region runs from base 1 to 1287 and encodes 428 amino acids. The transcript has 5 exons. The record is from RefSeq and is a predicted model, not a curated record.